GGAUGAGAGGGAUAAAGGCUGCGCUGCCUUUCAUACCACACAACGUCGCAGUCACUUAUAAGUAAUUAUUAACGCCAGUGGCUUCGACUAGGCCUCUGAGUACUAACUUUUAAAUCACACAGGGUUGUUUAUUUAUUUAUUUAUUUUUGCAUGUGGCGCCUGACUGAAGGAAAGCGCACAACUGGCAACUACAAUUAGAGAUCUGUGUGAUUCUCAGAGUAGUGGCUUCUCCCUGCAGCAGCCAAGUUGCGUGCAAAAACAACGGCGUUUUUGAGCUGAGGCUCGGAGUACUGCUCAUCAUCACACCGGGGAGUCCCUUCGCCUGCGAGAACAAGGAUGAACAGGAAAAACUGAGGUACAGAAACUCCAGAGUUGUGACUCUGCUCUGAUAAAUGUCAACCUGCUCUGAUAUUUGUAUGGGUCUUUCUCCACAACCAAAGAUUUCCCCUGGUGGACUGGACAAACAGGUCGACUCUAACAGAGCUGCACGUACCCUAAGUCUACUUGUGGUCUGACAGAACACAUCGACAUCAAAGCUCUCCGUUCUUCUUGCUGUUUCAUCCCUCUGCCUCUGUUAGAGCGGGGGAUGUCUGUUUUCUAACGCCUCUCAGUCUGCUUAUCAACUAGAUCUGUACAACCGCAACCAACACUGGACAUGGAGGACUAUGAUGUUCGCUCCGCUGCCAGCAUCCUGGCCUCAGUGAAAGAGCAGGAGGCGCGUUUUGAGCAGCUGACCCGAGCCCUUGAGGAGGAGCGGCGCAACGUCACCCUGCAGCUAGAACGCGCCAACCUGCCUCCCAACGCCCCCGCCAGCCAACCGCUAGCAUGGCAGCAAGUGGUGAUGCAGGAGCAGAGCCCCAGUAACGCCACAUCCCUGGCCAUGAUGCAGGAGCCGCAGGAGGUGGUGGAAGAGACGGUCACCAUUGAGGAGGACCCUGGCACCCCCACCUCCCACGUCUCGGUGGUCACCUCUGAUGACGGAACGACACGCCGCACAGAAACCAAGGGUAUGCCAACUAACGUGAAGGUUACCAAGGUGGUGAAAACCGUCACCCGACGCACCUACCACCCAUUGAUGGUCACUGACGGCUUGUUAGUGGAGUCCAGGCCUGCCACCCGGACCCCCACCCCGGUCUCCAUCUCCUCCCCGACCCCUUCCGAGACAGACCCAGUGACGAAGAUGGUGAAGACGGUGACAACCCGCACAGUGCGCCAGGUGCCCCUGGGCCCUGAUGGCUUGCCCCUGCCUGAAGGCUCGUCCCCACUGGGCAGCUACACCGAUUCCAUUGACCGGCGAUACAUGAAGAAUGGAAGCGACCGCUUCAUCACGCCUCAAGCGACCUCCACUCUCACACGCUCCUACAACAACUCCUACAACGAUUCAUACGCCGAUACACCUGAGAGCCAGUACGUCCGCCACUACGGUCUGCACGAUGGUUACGCCGAUUUGACGGACAACUACGGCAGUCUGUCGCGCGGCGUCAACUUCCGACCGCCGCGCUAUCCCUACAUGCCUAAUAGCUACCGGCCCGAGAACAGCUACACGCUGCCCAUUCGCAAGGAUGACUAUGGCCAUGUGGCGCAGCCCCAGGUACCUAUGGGCAGCAGCACUGUGGAUCUGAACCGCUCGCAACCAGAGCGUUUCCAGCCCGAGCCAUAUGGUCUGGAGGAUGAUCGUCGCAGCUUGGGCCCUGAGGAGGAAGAGCCAUAUGAGCUGGAGCCCGACUACUCCACUGCCAACCGGCGCACCCUGCCAGGGGCCAACCGAGGUCGCACCCACCGGGAACCUCUUCGUGAUGGGCCCCGAGUCAGAGGGUACCCAGAUGACCCCAUUGAGGCAGAGCUGAUUGAUGAGCGUCACCCUUACAUCCAUGGCAUUUAUUCAGCACCGCUGGCUCAGCCAGAGAGGGGCAGCAUGGCCAGCCUGGACCGCAUGGGUGGUCGUCGUUCGCCUUCCAUCGACAGCAUCCGCAAGGACCCACGCUGGCGUGACCCCGACCUCCCUGAGGUCAUCGCCAUGCUAGGCCACCCGAUCGACCCAGUCAAGUCCAACGCCGCCGCCUACCUUCAACACCUGUGCUAUGAAAAUGACAAGAUUAAGAAAGAUGUGCGCCAGCUGAAGGGGAUUCCCGUACUGGUGGGCCUUCUGGAUCACCCCAAAUCUGAAGUCCACCGCAAGGCUUGUGGCGCCUUACGCAACAUAUCCUAUGGCAAGGACAAUGACAACAAGGUGGCCAUCAAGAACUGUGAUGGCAUCCCAGCACUUAUCCGCCUGCUGAGGAAGACCAACGACAUGGAAGUUCGAGAACUCAUUACCGGAACCCUGUGGAAUCUGUCGUCCUAUGAACCCUUGAAAAUGGUGAUCAUCAACCACGGCCUGCAGACCAUGACCAAUGAGGUCAUAAUCCCCCACUCGGGCUGGGAGCACGAGCCCAACGAGGACUCAAAGCCGCGCGACGCCGAGUGGACCACCGUCUUUAAGAACACUUCAGGUUGCCUCAGAAACGUGAGCUCAGAUGGGGCAGAGGCUCGGCGCAGACUGAGGGAAUGUGAGGGACUGGUGGACGCCCUGCUGCACGCUCUUCAGUCAGCCGUCGGGAAGAAGGACAUGGACAACAAGUCUGUGGAGAACUGUGUUUGUAUUAUGAGAAACCUUUCCUACCACGUCCACAAAGAGGUCCCGGGGGCCGAAAAGUUCCAGGACCCAUCAACGCUGCAGGCCCCUGGAUCAGCGGGAACACAGAGGAAGAAGAGGGAUGACGCCGGCUGCUUCGGAGGCAAGAAGGCGAAAGAGGAAUGGUUUAAUCAAGGCAGAAAAAACGGUGAGAAUGACAAAAACUACGACACUUUGGAUCUGCCCAAGCGCACGGAGCCGACGAAAGGCUUUGAGCUGCUGUAUCAGCCUGAGGUAGUGAGGCUUUACCUAUCUCUGCUGACGGAGAGCCAGAACUACAACACCCUGGAGGCAGCUGCCGGGGCUCUGCAAAACCUCAGCGCUGGACAGUGGACUUGGUCCAACUACAUCCGAGCCACGGUGCGUAAGGAGAAAGGUCUUCCCAUCCUGGUGGAGCUGCUGCGCUCCGACUCUGACAAGGUGGUCCGAGCUGUUGCCAUCGCCCUGCGGAACCUGUCCAUCGACCGCCGCAACAAGGAUCUGAUUGGAAGUUAUGCCAUGCGGGACUUGGUGAGCAACCUGCCCAGCGGUCAGCAACGGCCAGCCAAGAACCUGGAGGAGGACACCGUGGUCGCCAUCCUCAACACCAUCCACGAGAUCGUCACCGACAGCUCUGAAAACGCCCGCUCCCUCAUCCAGGCCCAGGCCAUUGAGAAGCUGGUCGCCAUCAACAGAACGAGCCAAUCGGCACGUGAGACAAAGGCAGCGUCCCACGUCCUGCAGACAGUUUGGAGCUAUAAGGAGCUGAGGAACGCUUUGACCAAGGACGGCUGGAACAAGAGCCACUUCCAGCCCACUGUGACAGUCACCCCUAAGGCAACCAAGAACGGCAAGCCAGGUUAUGACGACACCACUCUGCCCCUGAUGGAGAAGAACCAAGGCACCAGGAAAUGUGGCAGUGGUGAUAUGAUACCUAUGGAUGAACUGGGUCCAGAUGGUUACUCCACUAUUGACCAGAGGGACAAAGACUGCAAAUAUAAGACAGGCGACGGCUCGGUGGACCUGACAGAACGGGAGCCAUUAAAGAAUGACACAAAUAGGAAACACUAUAUCAGGAGUAACAGGCCUGCGGUCAGUCUGGUGGACGCUUGUGAUGUUAAGCCCCAGCCUGUUGACUCCUGGGUCUAAAUGCAUGCAUGGCUUAAAAUAGCAACGGAGCGACACCCCUGCGAGAAGAGGAUCUCUCAUAUCACCACUGCCAUUUCACAUGGAGCUCAUCUUUGGAGUUGGACUUUGUACAGAAAAAGAAUAAAGAAAAAAAAGAUUUGUUCACAACAGCAACUACCCAGCAGCAGCCAGCGUUCACUCAUGCUUUUCAGAGAAAAAAACAAACAAACAAAAAAAAAGACACUACUCUUACUACUUUGUCAUAUCUACAUUCCCACUGGACAUCAUUUGAACUUUACAGAGUUGACUCUUGUUGAGAUUUACCAGUGACAAGAAUAGGACUGAGGCUGGUGCUGGAGGAGGAGGAGUGAACGUGAUGAGCAGAUACCAUGGAGUAAAGAAAGUGACUGGGAAAGGAACGUGUGUUGGAAGGACUGGAAGGGAACUUGUUGGAGCAGAAAUGGGAAAUAAUUGUUUUGUUUAUCCUUUUCAAAGUUUUCAAGUCUGUAAGAUGUCUUUACUGCAAAUGUUAUGUGUCUUGGAGAAUUUUACUUUCAGGUUGUUGUCAAACUUUGGUAUUUUGAUGUGAACAAGUUUGGAUUGGUGUGUUUGAAGGUCACAGGAUGUUUGUUUUUGGUUUGAGGGGAUGGAUACAGGAGAAGGAAAGUAACCGAGCCUAAGAAAAGAGCUGUAGCAUACAGUAGUGGAUAAACAUGUACUCCCAGCAGCCUGCUCUCAUGAACUUAAAUCCAUUUGGGUUCACUGUGUUUUUUCAUGAAAAAAAGUGCACUGAGAUGCUUUGAAAUCAAAUGUGUGAUUGAUGUCUAUUUUAUAAAGUGAGGAUUCUGCAAGUCGUAGUGUGAAGGAAGGCAAGUGACACAAUGAGUACAUCUGAUAGAGUUUCUGUUCACAUUGCAUCACACAGAUAAGCUAAAAUGGAAACGGACAAAAGCAACAAAGACUUUCUGUUUCACUAUGGUCAACACAUACAAGCCAAAUGGCAAGUUGACCUUCACUCACAGAGCCGUGGUUACUUGUGUAACCACUCAGGUAGUGCAGUGAUUGCGUUUCACUGGUUUCCUGGCUGGUUGCUGUUUGUCAGUGAUGUGUAUCAAAGAGGAUCUAAGGCGUUUUGUUUAUAAAUGAUUUGUGAAAAGAAAGACAGAAGUUUGCUCUCUUGGAUAGAUCUAAAAGCAUUUUUUUUAUUUUUGUUGAGUUUUAUAUAAAUGUAUAUUAGGGUCAAAAGAAAAAAACUGUAAAAUGAAAAAAAACUACAAAAAUGUCAGACUUCUUAGUUGUAUAUUAAUAUAACAUUGUUUGGAAAGCACAUCUCAUUUGAUAAAGGAUCGCCGUGUUUCUAAGCAAGAAAUAACCAUAUAACUUAAAUGUGUGUCAAAUAUUGUCGAGUUACGCCAACAAUCACCUAUUUAUAUUUUCUAUUUGUCAAGAAAGAUCACAGAAAACAAGAGUUUAUCUGCAGUGUUCUUUGUAAAGGUGAUGAUGUUUUUUCUGGCAGCCCUUGCGUCUUCGUAAUAGGCAUCCUGGAUGGGGUCAGAGGUCAGACAGAGGUAAUUGAAAAGACGAGGUGGCAGUGUUAAUAGAAAUCCCGUCGAUUUUUUUUUUUCUUUCUUCAUUUGCAUUUAGACCAAGUUCUCACCAACCCUCCUUUGCUAGUGCAUCUAAAAGAGGAAUAAUUCAGUUGUGAGCAUGAAGAAAAAUCUGUACAGAUGUUUAUAUUCUAUUCUUUCCAAGUGCCGGUUCUUUUGUGGUGUCAUUUGGAUAUUAACUAAUUCAUUCAUGUGCAGGAAGAGAAAACAGGCGGAUGAUUGGAUGUGGGCGGAGGCAAAACUAAGACGUUGCAUCGCACUGUAUAAAUUAAAACGUAAAGAUUGGUCAUAUAGUAUAUAUUUUUACAGUGUUAUAGAGUGCUAAGUUGAGACGUAGGGAAGUGGAUGGAUGCAGAAACAUAUUGCCAUUGAAGAGAAUCCAGUUAAAGGUGGUAUCACUCGUGUCAUCAAGGCGAACGGCAUGUGCCUGCGUUGAAGUCUGAUUUUUUUUCUUUGUGACGUAUGUGACUUUAUAAAGCUUGCAUAUUUUACACGGUGUUUACAAAGAUGUGCGUUGUGGUAAAAAUCAAUGAACUACAAAAAAAAUCUUACUGUAUACAUUUUAAUUUCAGAAGCUAAAAUCGUUACGAUACCCAGCAUCCCUUUUGUGUGUCCUCAGAAGUGUGUGCUAUCAUUGGACAAAGACCCAUAUGACUGUCUACUCCUAACUGCACUACGCAGUACCACAACCAAAGGAUCUGGAGUUGAAUUUACAUGAAUUCACAAAAAGGGUGUUUCUGGUUUUGUGAAUGUGCAGCCCAUUGUACAUUUACAAAAUAAAGAGCCAAGCGACUGUGCUGUAAGCAAAAAUGGACACGGACACACAUAAAAUCAAACAAACCUACCUGUGUAGAUAUAACUGAUUCAAGACCGUCAAAAUAAAGUAACUGUACUACUCAGUAGCAGAUGUGUUUGUACCUAUCAUGUGCCUUAACCUUUUCCAUGGUAGAUAAAGAUAAGUGUGUUUUAUAUAACUUUAUUCCUCCCCUUUCAACUGUCAUCUCUUCCAUGACCCCUGUUCACCUUCUCACUCUGUGGCAGCCUCCCCUCAUCCUUCCCUCCACUCACCUCAUCACUUCGUUCAUCCUGUACCCCACUGCCCCCUCCUCCCCCCACAACCAGAAGUAGUUUAGACUGUUGGUGGGUUUCUGCCUUGUAUUACAUUGUAUUAUAAACUUUUAAAAUGAUAGAGUCGUUCGAAAAAGGGUUUUGAUUUCCUAGAGGAGUAAAGUUGUUAAUGCUUUGGUAGCGAGCAGAAGCGAUGCCACAGUGACAGAAUGUAUUAUGUUAAUUUUACUAAUACCCAGAGGCAAAUAUUACGCUUGUUAAACAUAACGGAAAAAUACUGGUUUGUAGAGUAUACAUUUGGUGUGUUUUCAAUAAAUCAUGCCUGGAAAGAA
Messenger RNA from Mugil cephalus (flathead mullet), 6788 nucleotides. RefSeq names its product ARVCF delta catenin family member b (gene arvcfb). NCBI's taxonomy places the organism in Eukaryota, Metazoa, Chordata, Actinopteri, Mugiliformes, Mugilidae. Gene Ontology annotation, biological process: cell-cell adhesion; cell-cell junction assembly. Gene Ontology annotation, molecular function: cadherin binding. Gene Ontology annotation, cellular component: plasma membrane; cytoplasm; nucleus. The record is from RefSeq and is a predicted model, not a curated record. The coding region runs from base 656 to 3802 and encodes 1048 amino acids. The transcript has 24 exons.